AUGAACCGAUUUCCAUUUGUUCGCCUAACUGAGGGGGACUCGAUAUCAUCCCGCAAAAGCGAAUCCUCACAUCCCCAAGACUCUACAAUGGUAAAUAAUAACGACAACCAAGGCGUGACCAAUUACGGCGCUAGUGAUCGCCUCACAGAUGCCAAUGGCGAGUCCGAUAGCGCAGCCUCUGGGUCGGCGUUACCUCCCGUCAUCACGGCGGGUUCUCGUUACCGCGGCCACAAGGAAGUUGACAUUAAUAAGUGGGACGAGGAGGCCUCUCAACACCUUCUAACCAUGCGACGACCACCUGGUGAUCUCUGUGACUGCUUGAGCCCCUGGAGGAGGCUCUUUCAUCUUCGUUACCCUCCACCUCCACAAAAGAUGGCUACAAAUGUUGAAAACGGUUUCCCCUUACCUUUUGGUGUCGUCUGGUUCGUGCGCGACUGUGCUGGAUGUGUGUGCAUGGUCUUUACGUGGCUCCUCAUUGCCUACGGCGAAUUCGUUGUUGCCUGCAUUAUUUUGCCGCAACUUCCCUCCGCUGUAAUUGCCUGGACCUUCGGCCUUGUCUAUCACAUAUUCGCCCUCCUUGCUGUCGUCUCACAUCUUAAAGCAGUUUUUACCGAUCCGGUAAGCCUAGACUCAUUGCUUUUUAACAUCUUACGGGGAGACUUUAGGUAG
Molecule: messenger RNA, 669 nt
Organism: Hydatigera taeniaeformis
Lineage: Eukaryota; Metazoa; Platyhelminthes; Cestoda; Cyclophyllidea; Taeniidae
Source: the annotation of a GenBank genome assembly